AUGUCCCAAGUUUGCAGCGCCGCUAUCCUGGUGUAUGACUACUUUUUGACUUUGCAGGACGAGGUUCAAUACGUGUGGCGCACCCACUGGUGCCUCGGGAAGGUGUUGUAUUUGGCCUCGAAAUAUCUCAUCCUCGUUGUCUUCCUGGUGGAGCUACACUGGAUUACCAGCCGCAACGUAUCUGAAGCAGAGUGCCGGAUCUUCAACACGAUACUUCACUACAGUUAUCUCCUCGCCGUGAUAGCGGCAGAAAGCAUCAUGACGCUCCGAGUAUGGGCUCUGUGGCAUCAACGUCUUUGGGUAACGAUCAUGCUAGGCUGUUUGUGCGUUGUUGGAAUAGUUCUCGGGUUCAAGGAUAUGUCCACAGGAUACCAUAACGAUGUCUAUUUGACAGAGUACGCAAAGACCUCGCUUUCGUAUCCUGGUUGCGCAACUGCCGGGCACGAUCGUACGACAUCAGCGACCUCCUAUAUCACGGUAUUGACCUAUGAGACCGUUGUGUUCGUAUUGAUGGCCGUCGAUGGUGUUCACGUCUAUUCGUCGAUCCCCAUCUCCUCCAUGAUGUAUACUUUUUACGAGGAUGGACUUAUAUACUACGCUGCCCUGUUAGCCAUAUCUAUCGUCAACACGAUCGUCGGCCUAACUCAGCCGACGGAGUAUAUCAACUUGUUCCUCCCGACGCAAGUUGCUCUUCAUUCCGCGCUUUCGAGCCGGUUGUUCCUUAACCUUCGUCAGAGUUUAGAUGGAGAUGUUGGCGACGCCCGCCGAAUUGACAUCAGAACCUUUGAGGGGGUUACAAGUAGGACUCUUACUACUUCGGCCAUGAGGUUCGCGGUAGGCAACGACGGCAACGACGAUGACAAUACUAGAGUUGUAUGA
Messenger RNA from Pleurotus ostreatus (oyster mushroom), 879 nucleotides. RefSeq lists its product as uncharacterized. Bases 1 to 879 code for a protein of 292 amino acids. The record is from RefSeq and is a predicted model, not a curated record. The transcript is spliced from 12 exons. NCBI's taxonomy places the organism in Eukaryota, Fungi, Basidiomycota, Agaricomycetes, Agaricales, Pleurotaceae.